AUGUGCUGUUGGCAUACUGUAUCUGAGCGACAAGUGUUUCAAAUUCGAAAUCGCUACUUUGGAGCAGUUUUGCGACAGGAUAUGGCAUGGUUCGAUCGCAAUGAAACUGGAGCUCUCACUACUCGGAUGAGCGAUGGGAUUGACCGUAUUCGGGAUGGCAUAGGCGACAAACUCGGUGCCAUGUUCGCCUACGUGGCCGCAUUCGUCGCCGGUUUUAUUGUCGCUUUUUGUAACAGCUGGCAGAUGACUUUGGUGAUGAUAGCUUUCUUCCCGAUUAUUUUCGGACCACUCGGCAUUAGUUCUAAGAUAAUGAGCAAAGCGAUUGCGAAAGAACAAACUCAGUAUACAGUUGCUGGAGCUGCUGCUGAGGAGGUGAUACACGGCAUCCGAACAGUGGCCGCUUUCAAUGGCCAGCAAAAGGAAAUCAAAAGGUACUCCAGCAUUCUCGACGAUGCAAUGCAUUACGGUGUUAAAAAGGCCUUCCUAACAUCAUUCGGAAUAGCUUUUGUUAUCGCACUUCUAUUCAUAUCCAUGGCGGUGUCAUUCUGGUAUGGGACAAAGUUGGUGGUUUCCGAGCAGAUCACGCCAGGCACGGUUUUCGCUGUGUUCUGGGCGGUGAUAGGCGGCACCUUCUCGCUUGGUCAAGCAGCUCCACAAUUCGGUGUGCUCAUCUCCAGUGUGACUGCCGCAGCUCCAAUAUUCACUAUCAUUGACCGCGAGCCGUCCAUUGAUUCUAUGUCGAAAAGUGGUAAGCGUCUUGAGCACGUACAAGGACGGAUUUCCAUCACCGACGUCCAUUUCAGCUAUCCAUCUCGUCCAGAGGUUGAGGUUCUGAAGGGAAUAUCACUUAGUAUCGAAAGCGGCCAGCAUAUUGCUCUAGUCGGCCAUAGUGGGUGCGGAAAAAGUACCUUAGUGGGCCUUCUUCUCCGAUUCUACGAGCAGCAAUCCGGUCAGGUAUUUAUUGAUAACGUGCCAACUAGUGACCUUAAUAUCGAACAUCUAAGAAACAUUAUCGGAGUGGUCUCACAAGAACCCGCUCUGUUUGCUGACACAUUAGAAAACAACAUCCGCUUGGGCCGUGACGACAUUUCUCAUGAGGAAAUCGAGAAAUGUUGCAGGAUGGCAAACGCCCAUGAGUUCAUCAUGAAACUCAACAAGGGAUACAAAACAAGAAUAGGAGACGGUGGCGUUCAAUUGUCUGGCGGUCAGAAACAACGAGUAGCGAUCGCUCGAGCUUUGGCGAGAAAUCCACGGAUUCUAAUUCUGGAUGAGGCGACAAGUGCAUUGGAUGCCGAAAGCGAAAGUAUUGUGCAGCAGGCCCUAGAAAAUGCGCAAUCUGGAAGAACCACAAUUUCUAUUGCGCACAGGCUUUCGACAAUAAAGAAUGUCGAUCAUAUUUAUGUCUUCGAGAAUGGCCGAAUAGUUGAAGACGGAAAUCAUGACGUGUUAAUAGCGAGAAAUGGUCACUACGCGGAACUAGUAAGAGCACAGGAGAUCGAACAGCUGAAGCACGAUGAGACCGGUGAUGAGGAAUGUGAGUUCACCUCGUUCCGAAGAAAAUCGCUUUUACGCGAGUCAACGAUGAGGAAAAUGAGCACGCGACUCGCACGCGCCAUUUCUCAACUCUCUAACACCAUCGAGAAAGACGUUGCAAGCUUGGAAGAGGAAGCGAAAGAGGAAAAAGUGAAAGGAGCCAGUAUUCUAGACAUAAUUAGGUACGCUAGGAAAGAGUGGUACACGCUAGUGAUGGCUGUCGUGUUCGCCUUCGUUCGUGGAAUGACGUUCCCCAUCUUCUCCAUAAUCUAUGGAAGAAUGUUCAAGACGUUAACAGCUGGCGAUGAGGAGCAAAAACUACAUGGCGCUGCUAUGAACGGAAUCUGGUUCACACUGCUGGGCGUCUCGUCAGGGAUCAGCACUAUUAUAUCAGGAUUUCUUUUCGGAAAAGCUGGAGAGUCGCUGACGAAGAGGCUUCGAUUGUCUCUUUUCACAAAUAUUGUCGAACAGGAUGGUGAAUAUUUUGAUAGAGCUGAUCAUGCUACCGGCAAGUUGACCACAAGACUUGCGACUGAUGCACCGAACAUUAGAGCGGCGAUAGACCAGCGCUUCGCAGAUGUCGUCGCCGCAGUGUCGUCGAUAAUCGCAGGAAUUUCGAUUGCGUUCUCGUACGGACCGAAAAUGGCACCAAUUGGUAUUCUUACUGCUGUUACUCUUAUUUCACUCCAAACGCUCAUCGCUCAGUUCCUUAAAAGGCGAGGUCAAAAAGAUGCAGUCAAAGCCGAAGAACCUUCGAGACUGGCCACGGAGGCGAUAGAACAACACAGGACUGUUCAGUAUCUCACCAGAGAAAAAUUCUUUGUGGACAAGUUCAUCAGCGAAAUGAGUGGCCCGCAUAAGAGAGUGAUCGAGGCACUGAAUACUGCUUCAAUAUCGUUGUUAGCCUUUGCCACAUACUUCCCAGAAUAUGUGAGAGCUCGCCUUUCGGCUGCGCUUCUCUUCCAAAUGCUCAGACAGAAACCAAAAAUCGACAGUGUUUCUCCACAUGGAAAAAGGAGUGUGGGUUUGAUUCUUUCGAUUCGGAUUUAA
Messenger RNA from Angiostrongylus costaricensis, 2583 nucleotides. Lineage: Eukaryota; Metazoa; Nematoda; Chromadorea; Rhabditida; Metastrongylidae. The record is from the annotation of a GenBank genome assembly.